Messenger RNA from Petromyzon marinus (sea lamprey), 6039 nucleotides. RefSeq lists its product as uncharacterized. Lineage: Eukaryota; Metazoa; Chordata; Hyperoartia; Petromyzontiformes; Petromyzontidae. The record is from RefSeq and is a predicted model, not a curated record. Gene Ontology annotation, biological process: regulation of transcription by RNA polymerase II.
AGGGGAGAGGGGGGGGGCCGCGCCGGUGAGGGAGCGAGAGGCGGCGGGGAAGCCAGCCAGUCAGUCCGGCCGUCUAUCCUGGAGCCAGACGCAGCCAGGCAGGCAGGCAGGCAGCCCGUCUAGCCCGCAGAGAGGGUGGAGAGUCGGUGCUUAUACUGUACCAGCCGGGAUAUAUCCCUAGGGGAGACAGUGCGGGGACAGUCAGUCCUAGCGGACUCUAUCUGGGACAAGACCAUACCGAUAAAAAGCGCAGGCAAGUCCUGCUCGCCCACGUCUACAUAGCCCGGGGAGCGCGACAGAUAGAGGGCGGUCUCCUGUUUAGGGGUGAGGCAGCCCUCGUGACCCGACUAGCCUGAGCGACAAGCCUUACAAGCUAUCCCGGAGAGAGCACGGACAGCCAGCCCUUCUGGCUUGGACAACCAUCCUGGAUAUAUAGAGAGCAAGACAGUCCGGCUUGGCCGGCUAGCACUUCAUCCCGGACAUAAGUCUGGGCGAGCCCAUUAAGUCAAGCUCGGCCAACCAGCCCUUUAUUAUCUGGCUAAUCAAGACAGGCCAGCUCGCUCGCUCGCCCACCCACACGCCCAUCCGGCGGGGGUCUCGCGCGUCUCUCUCGCACUCCCCUCCGCACUGUGACCACAGAAGAUGGCGCACCCGUCGGUGCCGCGGAGAGGCAGCCUCAGCACGGGCGGGCUGGACGAGGGGGGAGGCUCGGUGCCGGGUCCUCAGCAUCCGCAGCAGCAUGUGCAUCAGCAGCAACAGCAGCAGCAGCAGCCGAGCUCUCAGAGCCUGCACAUGCCCACCAAGAAGAAGAGCGGCUUCCAGAUCACGAGCGUCACGGCCGCUCAGCCCAACAGCGUGGCCGAGGACACGGAGAGCUACGACGACCUGGACGAGUCGCGCACCGAGGACAUCUCGUCGGAGAUCCUGGACGGCUCGCGCAACGCCGACUUCGAGCCGGGCGCCUACGAGCGCAGCUCCUCGGAGGAGACGCUCAACAACGUGGGCGAGGGCGUGGACACGCCGGCGCUCACCCCCGUGCACGCGCAGGGCGGCGUCUUCAUGGUCAACGGGGGCCCGCACCUCGGGCCCGCCAACGCCGCCGCUCAAGGGCACGGCGCGGCCGCCAACCUCACCGCGCCGCCUCGGCUCGCCCCCUCCCCAGCGGCGGCAUCGACAGCGGCGGCGCCCCCCUCGAGCCAAACGGUCGCGGGCCCCGCUGUGGCGGCCGCGUUCUCGGCUCCAGCUCAGCCCGGAGUGGCGUCUCCCAGAGCGGCGGCGGCGGUGCCUCCUGCUACUCCUCCCCCGGCGGCGCAGGCGAUGGCGCCGGCUCCCGUCUCCGUGGCCACUGCGCCCUCCUCGCAGGUAGCUCCCUCCAACCCCCUGCAGCAGCAGCCGCAUCCGCCCCACCAUCACCACCACCAUCAUCUACCUGUGUGCAGUUCGCGCUUCCGCGUAGUGAAGCUGGACACCACCACCGAGCCCUACAAAAAGGGUCGCUGGACUUGCACUGAAUAUUACGAAAAAGAGAGCGCCUCGUUAGCGGCUGAUGCGUCCGCCGCCGCCGCUUCUGCUGCUGUUGCAGCAGCUUCAGUUGCGGCUGCGGCGGCCGCCAGGAAUAAUGUGAACGACUCUAUGAAGGAGAGCGGCGCCCCGACACUAGUUGCCGCGUCCUACAACGCGGUCGAUGCCGCCAGCGGCGCCGCGCUGGCACGCGUGAAUUCGUUGGAUUACGGAUCUCAGCAGGGCGGUAUUAACGCGGUGAAUUCGGGCGUGCCCGCGGCGUUCAACAAGCAGCAGGGCAACACCGUAGGGCACAAUAUCCAGCAGCAGCAGCUGUCAAAUGUGAAUGCUUUUGUGCAAUCGGCGGGAGGGCAGGGUUCGAUACAAACCGUGGGCGUGCAGCAGGUGGUGAGUGCUUCCGCUCAGCCGCAACCAUCACAGCAGCCGCAGCAAAUGAGCUAUGCCGGGCAGCAGCAGAUGGGUGUGCAGCCGCAGGGUCAGGCGAUGGGGGGCAGUGCUUUGACUCAGGGGCCACUAACGGUGGCCCAGAUGCCGGGGCCUGCGCAGACCGGUGAAGGGAAAGCGGCCACCAUGGCCUCCUCGCAGCUCGGUGGGCAGCACCCACAAUCCACACCGGCUGUGCCCCAGCCGCAAGCAUUGGGACAGCCGGCCCAGUCCAUAGCCCAUCAAGUGAUUCACAAUGCGGCUGCGACUCAGCAAUCGUACAUUGCGCAUCAGGGGUCAGUGGCGUCUCAGGUGACCCACCAGCAGCCUCAGCCAGGACAACCACUCGGCCAGCAAACACUUUUGGGACAGCAGCAGCAGCAGCAGCAGGUGAUGCAACAGCCGCAGCCAAUAGGACAGCAAGCUCAGCAGAUGGGGCAAGCUUCAAUGCAGCCUCAGUUAGGCCAACAGCAGCAGCAACCAGGAGGACAGCAGGCUCAGAUGGGAGCCCAGGCACAGCAAAAGGGCCAGCAGACCCAAAUGGGACAGCAGGCACUGCAGGUAGGACAGCAAUCCCAGCAGCCGCAACAAGUUGGACAGCAGCCACCAGUGAUGAUGGUCGGGCAGCAGCUAGCACAGCAGCUUUCGCAGCAUAAUCCUCCACAGUCCCCUCAAGUGGUGCAGCAGAAUCCCAUGAUGCCACAGCAGCCACCUCAGUCUCCAUCUCUGGUACAGCAGCAGCAAGCUACGAGCCAGCAGCUUUUCCAACAGCAGACACCCCAUCCAAUAGCACAGCAAGCUUUUCCUCAGCAGUCAAUGCCUACGCAUGGGCUGUCGGAACAACAGCAGGCCAUCAACCAGCACAACUUUCAGCAGCAGCCAUUGACACAGCAGGCUCAGCCUAUGACACCACAGCAAGCUUUCUCUCAGCAGCCACCAAUGCAAGCACAUGUGCUGUCAGAACAGCAGCAACAGGCCCUGAGCCAGCCUGCUUUCCAGCAGCAGCAGCAGCAGCCUCCCAUGCUCCCGGAUCAACAGUCAAUGCAGCAGCCGCAGGCGUCCCAACCAGUGGGGCCGCCAGGCCCCGUGCUUCAACCGCAGCAACAGCAGCAUGCGCAGCUGGCUGUACAGCCACCACCACAGCAGCAGCAGCAACACGGGCUGCUGCCCCUGCAGCAGAUCCUGCCGGUGUCGGGUCUCGCAUCGGGUGCCCCCAUCGGCGGCGCCGCUCCUCAGCCCCUACCAGUCGGCUUGCAGCAUCCUCUCACCCUCGGUGGCGAUCUCGGCGGAUACGGCGGCAGUUUCCUCCCACAAGCGGCCGCUUCCUUACUGCUCCAGCACGGGCAGCAGCAGCUGAGUCACCAGCAGAGCCAGGCGCUGCUCUCUCUGGCGUACAGCGUUGCGCAGACACAACACCAGCUGCCCGGCGGCCACCCGGAGGAUCCGUCGGGAGCGGCCGCCCACGGGGAGGUGCACGGCGAGGGCUUCGCCGGAGGAAUUCCUGUCAUCCCGCAGCUGCUGCCCAUGGCCGUCGGCGCCACGCAGGGCCUGCUGGAGUCGGAGGAAGAGAGGACCCCGUCCGCCGUGUUCUAUCAGACCUUGUCUGCGAAGCUGCCGCGCCACGACCACCGGAGACGCUCCGAUAGUGCCUCCGGUGCGAGCGUGGUUGCCAUUGACAACAAAAUCGAGCAAGCCAUGGACCUGGUGAAAUCCCACCUGAUGUAUGCCGUGCGGGAGGAGGUGGAGGUCCUCAAGGAGCAGAUCAAGGAGCUCAUCGAGAAGAACAGCCAGCUGGAGCAGGAGAACCGCCUGCUCAAGAGCCUGGCGAGCCCUGAGCAGCUGCAGCAAAUCCAGAGCCAGAUUGUGAGCGUGCCGAGUGUCGGCGGUGGUGCUCAGCCGUCCACACCGGGCGGUGGAACCCCGGCGGUGUGCACCGUCGCGGCCCCGCCGGCCGCCGCGGCUCCAGUGACAACCGCCCCCUCGGCCACAGCGCUCCCGUCCGUGUGAGGGGGGGGGGCAGGGGCGGGGGGGGCUAAAUUUCAGCUGGGUCUGUAUGGUACGGAUCGGCUGCCCCGGAAAAUAUUUACACACACCUAGCACGCAGCAUCCAGCUACACGUUUCGCUACGGUUGUGGCUCCUACUGACGUGCCUACUCCCAAGUCCAUCAGCAGCUGGCCCGGAAUGUGUUCGGUGAGAAAUUAAUCCCUGCUCCCCCAACCCACGGGGGGGGGGGGGGGGGGCGGGGGGGCUGCCUCUUGAGAGACGACGGAGCACAGACCGACAGCCACUCCUCCUCUUCCUCCUCGUCGCAAAUUGUAAUAGGAUUCUUAGGUUUUUUUUUUUACCCACGUGUCACUCCGCCGCCUGAGCUUACAAGGACCUGACAGCCAUCUGUUACUGUGAUGACAUGUACAUAAUAAUAGUUAUAUGAAAAAAAUGAGUAAUUAAAGGUGACUGAUGUAUAUUGAAUGCUAGGCUACGUGUUAAUUGGUGCCCGUGCUUCUGAUGUAAACGAGCCGGCGAAGGGGAAGCGAGCAAAGGGCCCCUUCUGAAGAGUUGGGGUUUUGAUCGAGUCGAGCUGUGACCACGCGAAACUGAGCCACCUACAUACAUACAUACAUUCGCCGCCGGCGCAGAGCUGCCAACGCAGCGGUGCGGGGAGACACGUUAAUCCACCCUCGCUAAAGCCCUUUAAAUUCCUCAAGCGGGACGUCACACACACACACGAUGGGACACGUCGAGUGUCCACGAUUUGUUAAAUUUUAUGCUCGUGUCACUUUAAAAAUAUAUUUUUUUGUUCCUCGUGUAGGUCAAUAUUUCUCUGUCCCCCAUAGCGGGGUGCAGCAGCGUCGUGUAGCAUGUCGUGUCGCAUAGCACACGGCGGGACUAGCGCGACGCGCGUCGCUUCCAGCAGCAUGAAGCCAGCGCACGCUUCCUACAGGCGCCGCUAACAGUUGCGACCGAGGCCUUUUCAGGAACUAUUUGGGCGUUUUGCUCGAAUUUCGUUGGUAAGAAGAAGGUAAAGUCGGCGGUGACUUCGGAAGAGGGUCGUAUCGCACAAAUGCACCUAGGGGUCCUUGCCGCAGAGAAAUGAUCACUUGCAGAGUGUCCCCGUCACCUUUUCGGGGAUUUAAAUAUCAUAGAAUGGUACAAACCAGUCCGGUGCCCUCCCCUGCGCCCCCUCCCCCCCACCUUGCGGGAUGUGGGCUGAGCAGGAACGUCGUCCUUGUAGCAUCACAAGUGUUACUUUUCGCUGGGUACACAUUUUUGGGGCACAGCACACGGUGACGAUAGAGUGAACAGGUUGUAUAAGAAGUGUAUAUUCUGUACGUUAUGUAUGUACUGUAUGUAAAAUGUACCUUUGGACAGAAACAUGUAGAUACGGUCAAGUGUUUCAAAUGUUGUGCACUUGAAUGGCAGUUAAAGUACAUUGGCCAGUUGCAGUUGUGCAACAUUUUGUAGUCGGAUUAAGGUUUCACUUUGCCCGUUCCAGUACGCUUUCGAUUAUCUGCCGCCGUCUCUCCUGUAACCAGUGCUACGAAACUUGAAAUACAUGAAGACAAAAGAUAACGUUCAUAAAAGGAAGAACAUUCAACCAAAGAUGCCAAGAGCACGCUCAGCAAGUUGGGUUCAACCUUUUUUUUGUUCAUCGCCUCUCGUGCAACGCUGAACCGGCGUCGCUCCGUCUGCUGCGCGUAGCUCGCGGCUCUCCCCCCCCCUCCGGCCGCCACCGUUCUAUUUAUUCGUGGCCUUUGCGUAGGCCCUGUUCAGCGCACGCGGCCGCAUGGUUAAGCGACACGGGCACCGAGCGUCUCCUCCAAAGCCUGUGGAUUGUUCUCAAGUCGUUGCUGAUUUGCGCCGCUCAUCACUCCCACCCACCAACCCUCUCUCCCUUAACUUGUUUUGUUCACACCACCACACCCGUUCCACUUAAGUUAUUUUGUACUGCUUACAUAAACCUACUAAUCCCCUCUCGCGCGGUAUUGACGAUGCGUGUUUGUUACUGUAACAAUGGGAAUGAGUUAAUAAUGUGCAAGAGACCUUCUCCACCUGCUUGUAACGCAAGCCGUGAAAUUAAAUAUCACAUGACAUGA